This is a messenger RNA of Stegostoma tigrinum, 6488 nucleotides long. RefSeq names its product cytoplasmic polyadenylation element-binding protein 2. Gene Ontology annotation, molecular function: mRNA regulatory element binding translation repressor activity; mRNA 3'-UTR binding; ribosome binding. The transcript is spliced from 11 exons. The record is from RefSeq and is a predicted model, not a curated record. Gene Ontology annotation, cellular component: neuron projection; nucleus; cytoplasm. Bases 497 to 2815 code for a protein of 772 amino acids. Gene Ontology annotation, biological process: negative regulation of cytoplasmic translation. NCBI's taxonomy places the organism in Eukaryota, Metazoa, Chordata, Chondrichthyes, Orectolobiformes, Stegostomatidae.
UGGGUGCGGACGGAGGUUGGAUCUGAAAUAGCAGAGUCAGCAGAGAGAGGGCAAUGGGGCGGGAGAGGCACGCUCUUUGAACGGCCCAUCGUAUCCAUAAAAUCGGGUCGGUGGGGAAAUAAAACCGUAAGCACCCGCGGCGCCAGGUGGAAACCGCAACGAACUCCCCCUGCCGGUGUUAAACCGGACUCGGUCUGUCGCAAGCGUUUUCGCAAAUGGGCGAUUAAAGUUGGCGAGCACACCGACCGGCCCGUGGGCGGUGGGAGUGGGGUUGUGUUCACCCAAUGUCCUAAACUGGUGUUAACGGCGGCGCUGAUGUAUCCCACCCCUGGGCCCUUCUUUAACUUAUUUUAAUCAUCCGUCCAUCCCUCCCCGGGGUUGGGACCGGCGCCGCCGCCUCUUUUUCCACCCCCUCUGUGUUUUCUCUCUCUCUCUCUCUCUUUCUGCCAAUUUCUCCUCCCUCCCGGCUCCACAAACAACCAGUCCUUUCCGUAUUAUGCCGGAUGAUGACUUUCUGAUGCCGGACAGGACGACAGACAUCAUCCUCGGCGCAAGUUGCUCGGCUCCAACCUCCGCCAGCCGGUCGGUCUCGGCACCAUCAGCCCGUGGCUUCAGUAGCCGAGAGGAUCAGCAGGAGGAGGAGAAAGAGGAGGAGGGGGGAGACAUCACCAUCACCCAGUGUCCGUACAUCCUGACCAAACCGAGUCAUCAUCAUCAUCAUCAUCCUCCUCCUCUUUCUCAGCUCCGAGGCCGCCCCCAGCCUACCAGCCCCGGGGAGGAGGAGGAGGGAGGCGGGGACAGGGACAGACUCCCCACCGAUGCCGCUCUGAAGUUUGCGGAGAGCAGCCAGCAGCACCGCGGCGGCCACAGGCUGAUGGAGUCUCCCGGUAACAUGACGACGGCUAAUGGCGGCGGCGGGGGGAUCGGGUUGUUACCGGGACUGAGCACCGGCUUUCAGCAGCAGCAGCAGCUCCACCAUCACCAGGACGGCAGCAGCGGUGGAGGUUCCGCCGGUGGUGGCAGCAGUAGCAGUAGCGGAGGGAGUAGCAGUAGUAACGGCUCCUCGCCGUCUCCGGUCGCCGCUCUCUCCGGCUUCGGCACCGCCUGGUCGCCGGCUCCUGCCGCCCAGGUCAGCACGCCAUCCGCCUCCGGAGUGGUCGCCUCUGCUGCCGCCGCCAAUACGCCGGGGCUGUCGGCCGCCGGCCCAGGAACCUGCUCCGUGCCCAGCCCCGCUGAAGACAGCUUCUUCCACGGUAUCCCUUCCAUUAACGGCACGGUCCUCUUUCAGAGUUUCGCCGGGAUGAGCCAGGGUUACGGCGGCGGAGGAGGAGGCACCAACUUCUCCCCUUUACCUCAGCAGCAGCAACAGCAGAGCCGGCGGUCUCCUGUCGGCCUUCACCAUCACCCCCAACACCAGGCCGCUUUCCCUCACCAGAGGAGCACCUACAACCACCAUCAGCCCAUAAUGAAACAGUCUCCAUGGAACAGCCACCAGAGCAGUGGCUGGAGUGCUGGAGUGUCCUGGGGAGGCAUGCAGACAAGGGAUCACCGCAGAUCUGGAGGUGUAGGAAUGCCAACAACCAUGAACCAAAUCUCUCCACUGAAGAAACCUUUUUCCAGUAAUAUUAUAGCACCGCCCAAAUUUCCUCGGUCAGCUCCAACACUGCCACCAAAAUCUUGGAUCGAAGACAAUGUUUUCAGGACGGACAACAAUAGCAACACUCUGUUACCUUUGCAGGAUCGCAAUCGUCUGUAUGACUCUCUGAACAUGCAUUCGCUUGAAAAUUCGCUUAUUGACAUAAUGAGAGCUGAACAUGAUCCACUGAAAGGUCGUUUAGGAUAUCCACAUCCAGGAACUGACAAUUUUCUAAUGAUCAAUGCAAGAAGUUAUGGGCGAAGACGAGGCCGAUCCUCGUUGUUCCCCAUAGAAGAUGGUUUUCUUGAUGAUGGACAUGGUGAUCAGACAGUCCCUGGGGUUCUGAAUUCUGUUAAUUGCUGCUCUUCUCACCAGAAUGGGGAACGAAUUGAGCGAUACUCACGUAAAGUAUUUGUUGGUGGCCUUCCCCCAGAUAUCGAUGAAGAUGAAAUUACUGCCAGUUUUCGUCGUUUUGGACCUUUGGUUGUUGAUUGGCCUCACAAGGCUGAAAGUAAAUCUUAUUUUCCACCAAAAGGUUAUGCAUUUCUUCUGUUUCAGGAGGAGAGUUCUGUCCAGGCUCUGAUUGAUGCUUGUAUUGAGGAAGAUGGAAAACUCUACCUUUGUGUUUCAAGUCCCACCAUCAAGGACAAGCCAGUCCAGAUCCGACCAUGGAAUCUAAGUGACAGUGACUUUGUAAUGGAUGGUUCACAACCUCUUGAUCCACGCAAAACCAUUUUUGUUGGCGGGGUACCUCGCCCUCUGAGAGCUGUGGAGCUAGCUAUGAUUAUGGAUCGUCUUUAUGGUGGGGUAUGUUACGCAGGGAUUGAUACUGACCCAGAGUUGAAGUACCCUAAAGGUGCAGGCCGUGUAGCCUUCUCGAAUCAGCAGAGCUAUAUAGCUGCCAUCAGUGCUCGAUUUGUUCAGCUACAGCAUGGAGAUAUUGAUAAACGGGUGGAAGUUAAGCCAUAUGUGCUAGAUGAUCAAAUGUGUGAUGAGUGCCAGGGUGCUCGAUGUGGUGGAAAAUUUGCUCCAUUUUUCUGUGCCAAUGUCACUUGUCUGCAGUAUUACUGUGAAUUUUGUUGGGCGAACAUCCACUCUCGUGCCGGCCGGGAGUUCCACAAACCACUGGUGAAGGAGGGGGCAGACCGUCCUCGACAGGUUCACUUCCGCUGGAGCUGAACGUAACAUUCAGGCACCUGAAGGAUCAUGACGGAUGAAAAGGGGAGAGUGCAUGAGGCUUAAAAAGGCUGAAGAAACCAUGAAUAGUUAGGAGAAAUAAGUGCAUUCUUCUGCCUCCUUACCCCAGCUCUCGAUGCAUACAUCAUAUAUAGCAGCUAAUACACUACAGGCCUCUGUUUGUCACCAAAACCCUGCAUCUCAGGCUUUACUAACUUUUUUGAGGUACUUUCAUGUUUUUGGAAAAAAGGAUUUUUUGUAGUUUUUUCAAGUUAUUUUUUUAUAAUAAAAAAAACCUAAAAUUAGAAGUGAGAAUGUUGCCACUUAGGGGCGCACAGUUUGCUGCUAUCUUUAAUGGGUGGAGCAUGCACUUAUUUCACAAAGCUCAGUUUCAUCUCCAAGACCUGUCCCUAGUGAUUUUACCAAAGGUAGCAAAUAGUAGGAGGCAAGUUUAGCUAUAGGCAAGUGAUUUCCGACACAAAAUUUUAUUUUUUAAUGUUGCUAUUUGCAAUGUAUACACAAACAUUUAAAAAAAGUAGGGUUACGUUUUUGCUCUCCAUUUUGACUUGCAAGAAAUAAUACCUCAAAAGACUGAUCUGGUUUAACAAUUUUAGCAUUUUUAUUAUUCUUGAGCUACAAUAGAAGCUUUGCUGCUAUAUAGGUAUAUUUAAUGCCAGAACAUGCAGUAACAAAAUGGGAUCAGAAACAUAAUUAUAGCAGCUGCAUUAGGGAAGAAUUAGAUGCAGGUAGCAAUGGCUUAGACUGCCACAGAUUAGAAUGUGAAUUUAAACAAUUGCAUGUUUAUUUGUGUACCUUAUGCAUGCACUAAAAGUAUAGUCAUACAUGUUCCUUCACAGCAACGAAUGUGAUGUCAGUUUUCGGCAAACAUUCAGAAAAAUUAGUUCGCAUGAAUGAAAAGUACAAUAAUAGCUUAAAAGAAAAAGAGGAAAAAAUAUCUAACUUGCAUGUAUUAAUGUGAUUCCUGUAACGAGAAUGUCCUACUGCUACACUUUGUGUACAUUACGCAAAAUAGCUUUUAGAGUAGGUGUGCAGCCACUAUCGUAACCUGGUGGGUUGUGGAGUUUGAUUUUUGCAGACUGGAUGUAAUCUCGUAUUCCCUGUGCAAUCUUGUUCAAUCUUGUUAAUAUGUGUGUUUUGGUUUAGUGUUGUGAAUUGCUGUCCUAAAUAUAAAUUUAAAAAGUAGCUAGAGUUCUAAAACAAAUUAGUACAUUGUAAAGAAUGGGAAAAAAGCUUUUGAUUUCAUUGCCCCUUUCAUAAAACUCUUUGGUAUACCGGCUCAGACUUCCUCUACAAACCAAAGAUGGCCAGCACACUGCUAAACAAUCACCAAACUCCAAGCCCCUCCAAAAAUGUUAUAAAAUGGUACCGAUUUCAUCACAUAAGAUGCAUGAAUUAGCAAACUAGCCAUUUUAAAGUCAAAAUGGAGAUGACUAUGGUGUUAAAUUAACCUGGUUUGACAUUAAAGCAUUGAAUUUCUCUGCAGUUUAACCACACUAGAAUGAAAAAUGUAUUGUAAGCUGCUGAAAGUUAUGCGGGUGUCAAUUAUUUAUUCAACAAAGGUGAUCAUGCCAUUACAAGCAUUUACUGUAUAGAACAACUGUAUAUAAUCCUUAGGGACAAUCUUUUUAUGUGAGCAAGAUGUUGGUCUUGAACAUUGGUGGUCUCCUGAUGUGCUUUUGUGUGUGUAGUUUAUGUCUAACUCUGCUGUUUAUAGUGAUUGUGAUGCAAAUUUUAAAAUGUUUGAAGUCAAUGCUGUUUUGAAGAAUAGCUUUUUUACUAAUUUAUUUAUUGGCUAAUGCCCCAUUUGUUACUUACCAUGGUUCUCCAGGCUAUUUGGAGCAUUCGUUCUCUGCCAAAUUUGUUCCAUUUUCAGAUACCCAUAUUGGCAUUUGUUAUGCACUACUUUUGUAUCUUGGUGAGGGUUCUUUCCAACAGUCAGCUGUUUUAGGGCACACUUUUUGACUGAUGGCAUCUCCUUUGCAAUACCUCAAUUUUCUGAAUUUAGAAAAGAAAUUGAUAGUUUUGCUAUGUUUAUUAUCGAAAGAUCUGCAUAUAUAAUUUAACUCAGCAAAUAAAUGAUUUAACAAAUUGAUAAUUUUAUUUUUCCAUACAUUUUGCUUCCUAAAUUUGGAAGGGUCUAAACGUUUAUAAACUAACACGGUAACUUUAGGAGGGCUCUUCCACGUAAAACUGUGCAGAAAGUUAAGUGCAGUAAUUUGAAAUGUCCCCAACUCCUUAAGUAAAAUUAAAGGCAUAAAAUCACCAAGAUAGUUUAAGUUGAUUUAUAUAAAAUCCUAAAUGAGCCCUUUUUAAGGGUAGGGUGGUGGUAGAAUGAUUUUUGUUUCAUCUGCUGUCAUUUCUUUCCUGAGACAACUUUAUUACUGUAGCACCUGAAUUAUUCAGCAUUGCCAUGGAGAAAAUGGCAAACACUGUAAUGCAUCUUUUUUAAAGAAAUCAUAUUUAUUUUCACUAUUUUUGUAGAAAUGUAAUUAUUUUGUUUUGAUUGUAUUAUUUUUAUAUUCUAAUAAGCUUGUUCACAUACUGUGUUCCCCGAAUGUAUGUAUUUCUGCCCAGGUGCAGGGCUCUGCAGAGAAAUUAAUUUUUUUAAAACCACGCUGUGUUUUUGCAAAAGAAAACAUAAGCAAAUAUAUUUUAUGGGAAACACUUGACAUUUUAACCCCUGUUGCAUCUGGCCAUGUGAGGCCUUUCCUCAAAGAUGCUGAAAGACUUGAAUAUAACACAUUUUGGAAGGCUGACUAACCUCGACUCUGUGUUGUGAUGUGCAAUACUGUUUCUAAUGUUUGUAAGAAAAGAAUAAGAAUAACAGUGUAAACCUUUUAAUGCAGAUUUAUUUUUUUCAUUGCAUAUUUGCAAACUAGUUAUCCACAGUCAUUUUUUUACUGUCAAAAAUUUUACCCCUUUGUCAUGCUAAUAUUUUUAAAUCCAGAGAUCUUUGUACUGAUGUAAAUGAUUGUAGUUAUUUUGGAUAGUGUUUUGCUAAAAAAAAGAUAAAAAGGAGAUACUUUUCAUGCAUAUUUGCCUAUUUUGUUCUUAUUUUAUUUUACUUUAAAAUAUGACUACUUUUUCAACUGUAGCAUGAUACUUGGAAUAAUUUUCUUAUUCAGCCAGUGUCAUUAAUAUUAUUUUGUAUUUUUAUGUGGAAAAUAUAAUUUUAUGAUGCUAAUUCCUAAAGUUUAUUUUAUGUUGAUUUAUUUUUGGAGCUAAAAUCUUUGUAAUAUUGUUAAAGUCUCUAGAUUCUAAUUAAAUGCUUGUGUAUAGAUUCAGCAGUGGUUUACAGGAGUGUUUCGGUUGUUGUUAUUAGCAACUAAUGGUUCUUGUUAUGCAAAUUAGACAGCCAUCAAUUUCUGCCAAUUCUGUUUUUUUGUACUUUAUAGGGAGAGUUGAUUAGUACUUUUGUUUGAUUUUUAAAUAAAGGAGAACCCAUGCUUUUAUGGACACAAGAUCACCUCAAGCUUGAUUUAGUUUUAGUUUCAUUUUCAACUUUUAUAUUUCUUUCGUUUGCAUAUUUCUGUUGAUGUCUAAUCCUCCAGUCUGUCUGUUGUACUGGUGAUAAUUCUGUACUGGAAUGGUUUGCUGCCAACUAUUUAUAUUAAGUAAUUUUUAAAUAUUUGUAAUUAACUGUUGACUGAAUUAA